Messenger RNA from Clunio marinus, 294 nucleotides. The record is from the annotation of a GenBank genome assembly. Lineage: Eukaryota; Metazoa; Arthropoda; Insecta; Diptera; Chironomidae.
AUGGCCGGAACUGUUUUGUGUGAUUUAAAAUGCACAAAAGUUUUUCUUAAAACUCAAUUGGACGAAGAACUGUCGCAAGCAGAACAAUUGAGGUACAACACGAACAUAAGUGUUGCAAUUCUUCAAAAAAAAAAACGUUCAAAGAAUAGUGUUAAUAAAUUAAUACCAUCACAACUUACUUUAACAGAAGCUCGUUUACACAUUCUAUGGCAGUUUAAUUAUACAAAAAUGGUUGUUGAAAUACUCAGCCUUCAUUCAUGGAUGAAGAAUAAUAUUCAUAUUAUUGAAAAUUAG